GUUUCAGCCACUGCUGCUUGGGACUCUUCUGUUCAUGAUUCAGUGCACCUGAAUAGGGUAACUCCUCAAAAUGAGAGAAUUUACUUAAUAGUGAAGACUACUGUGCAGCUCAGCCAUCCUGCUGCAAUGGAACUGGUAUUACGCAAAAGGAUUGCAGCCAAUAUUUAUAACAAGCAGAGUUUUACCCAGAGCCUGAAAAGGAGAAUAUCCUUGAAAAAUAUAUAUUAUGCCUGUGGAGUGACCUAUGAAAUAGUAUCCAAUAUACCGAAGGCUACAGAAGAAAUUGAAGAUCGUGAGACUUUAGCACUGAUGGCCGCAAGGAGUGAAAAUGAGGGCACCUCUGAUGGCGAAACGUACAUUGAAAAAUACACACGUGGUGUGCUGCAAGUGGAGAACAUUUUGAGCCUUGAACGACUAAGACAGGCAGUCACAGUCAAGGAGGCACUCUCCACCAAAGCGAGAAACAUCCGCAGGAGCAUCAGCACUCCGAAUGUCCACAAUGUAUCCUGUAGCCGACUAGAUCUUUCUGCCUGUGAUGAAGAUGAUAAGGGUUGGUCUGAAAGUCACCUAGAUAUAUCUGACUGUUCUUCCAGUUAUCAAGAUGUAUCAUGCUAUGGUACUUUACCCAGGGAGUCACCUCGCAAGAGCAAAGAUGGCAGUGGUGUUGCAUCAGAGAAUUCCCAUGCUUUAAUGGCCAGCCCUUUUAAAGCAUUUUCUCCUCAACCACCAAAGUUUUUCAAACCUUUAAUGCCGGUGAAGGAGGAACAUAAAAGGAAGACCCCACUUGAAAGCCGACCUCUGCUUAGCCAAGAGAGCAUGCCUUCAGCUCGAGGGCAUUGCACUGGCUGCGUUGUGCCCUCAGGAAGCAAUGCCAGCAGCGUGCCUGUAGAAAGCAAUAGCAUACGUCACCAAAAGAUUGACUCGGAGGAGGAAGACAGUGAGUUGGAGGCCAUUAAUAAGAAGCUGAUAAGUCCACAAAGUUUUCAAAAUUUCCGACCUUAUGUACCGGAGGAGUUUGCUGACUUCAGUGUUUACAAUGCUAGCCUGGAGAACAGGGAAUGGUUUUCUUCUAAAUCAGACUUCUUGAGUUCACGUGUUCUUGAGAAAGAGGUAUCCCGCAGCCCCACCACUAGCAGUAUUACUAGUGGCUACUUUUCCCACAGUGCCUCUAACGCUACUCUGUCUGACAUGCUUGUUCCCUGUAGUGAUAGCACAGACCAGCUAGCCAGUCAUAUGAAGGAGCUGGACUCUAGCGAUCCCUCAGGAUCAUCUCUUGCACAUGAUUUAAGACCCUCUUCGAACAAGGAAUGUCAAGAGUCAGAAAAGGAGUUGGCGAGAGAAAAGUUACCUGUGUUACCACUGAAACAAAACAGUGCCUUAACGGAACAAGUACCACUGUCCCUUGAUGACACUGACAGAGACUCUCAGCAGUUACCCAGAGCUGGAUUGUUCUCAGCUUCAGGUUCCUCAGAUGGCAAAAAUACCUGUCGUACAAUUGAAUUUUCAGCAUGUGAAGCAACAGUUGAGCACACGAUGGACAUUCUGGAAGAUCACUCCUUUACAGAGUUCAUGGGUGUCGAAGACGGAAAGGACUUUGACCAUUCGGCAGUUCUCCAGUCGUGUUCCCUUGUGUCCUCUCAUGGAGCGCGUGCCUCGGAGUUACCCCGAGGCACUGACGAGGAGCAGGGCGCGUGCGUGGGCCCGCUGGGCUCUGCAGCAGCAGCAGGCGACAGGCUUGCAGAGGCUGUGGAAAGCCCUUUGUGUUCUGUACUGGUAAAAGAGACUUCAGACCAUGAGACUUAUCCUGACGCUUCAGUAGAUGAUUUUAUUGGGAAGGACCACUUGGAUGGUUCUGACUGUGAAGAAGGUUCUUCUGCAGAUCAAGCCCACGUCCUGCCUAGUUGGGUGGCAGUGGGUGAACAAGUCUGUGUUGGAAGUAAUAAGACGGGCACGGUGAGAUAUGUUGGAACGGUGGAUUUUUCAACUGGAAUCUGGGUUGGAGUUGAACUAAAUGUUCAGCUGGGGAAGCAUGAUGGAACUGUGAAAGGCAGAGAGUACUUCCACUGCAAACCACGACACGGUGUCUUUGUUCGUCCUGGGCGCCUCAGCAAAGCACCAGCUUCCACAAGAAAAUGGAGUAGCACUUCACGGUCUCAGGCAUCUUCCACUUUAGAGAAACGGAGAAGUUCUGUGCUUCAAGGCUCGUCAUCCACUCCUAAAACAGGAGGAGAAAUCCUCUGCCAUUCAGGAGAUGCAGCAGCUUCUGCUUUUUCUAGGAAACAGGAGAACAGGAAGUCUUGGAUUAACUAAACAGCAGUAUUUUUGCACUUACUACACGCAUCACUGUGUAGAAAACUUUAUGGAUUUUUGAAGCUAUUGUACAUUUUAAUCUGUCCAUAUGGAAUGUGUAUUCUCUAGAGUCCUUGACUUAAUUCUCUAAUUUUUUAUAAAUAAUAUAUAUAUUAUAUAUAUAUAUGAAUGUGUAUCUAUAGUUUGUCUGCCACUGAGCAGAUACAGCUGCACACUAAAAUGACAGUUAAAGCUGAUCUGUAGAUAACUGAGGUACGGGACUAUUUGUUACGCAACAACUUGGGAGAUA
Messenger RNA from Tauraco erythrolophus (red-crested turaco), 2599 nucleotides. The record is from RefSeq and is a predicted model, not a curated record. NCBI's taxonomy places the organism in Eukaryota, Metazoa, Chordata, Aves, Musophagiformes, Musophagidae.